Molecule: messenger RNA, 873 nt
Organism: Cryptomeria japonica (Japanese cedar)
Lineage: Eukaryota; Viridiplantae; Streptophyta; Pinopsida; Cupressales; Cupressaceae
Exons: 1
Coding region: 29-682 (217 amino acids)
Source: RefSeq, a predicted model, not a curated record
UAGCAGUUCACAAUUCCUCUGUGUCCCAAUGGGAAAUCCUCUGUGGUGCAUUUUCCCCAUUACAGCAGGCAAGAACAUGAAAAUAAUCAGACUUUUGGAUUCAAAUGGGCGGGAAAGGCGUCUGCAGGAGCUCCAGAUCACUGCUAAUGAGAUAAUGAAGAGAUAUCCAGAAAACAUUGUGGCCCAAGCUGAUUCAUUCUACAUUGGAGAAAAAGUCCCUGUUUUGUCUGCAGAUGAGAAAUUGGAAGCUGGGCAGAGCUAUUUUCUGUUACCAGAGACGAUGAAGGGAAGUGUUUUAUCUGCCUCCUGGUUGGCCUCUUUAGCAGGAAAAGCUUCCAGAGUUUCUCCUGUUAGCAGUAGAUUUCCCUCUGCCAUUUCUGUGCAGCCAUUUGAGGCAGAGAAGACUGAAGAUGGGCGCAUUCAGCUCAAGAUCAUGCCAGAGUUUAUUCAAAAGCUUCUAGAAAAUGGAAAAAUGGGCUCACAAUCUGAUGGUGGUGAUGGUGAUGGUGAUGGUGAUGGUGAUGAUGAUGAUUCUUGUUCCGGUCUGUGUAGUACUCCAGAGUUGCAGAAGGAUUACCAGCAGUUGGUAAGAGGCAGAGCACAUGCUUGGCGGCCCAGGCUGGAAACAAUUGUGGAGGAACAUAAGGGCUACAAAUUGUUUAGAUUGAGAAGGAAAAAUUAAAAGUUUAGCUCUUUUAUCAUGAUGAUGGAUUAUGGAGUGUGAUCUGAAACAUGGAUGCAAUCACAGUGGAAUUCAGAAAUUAAGUUAUCUCUGAGUUUUUUUGAUUUGUCUAUGCAUAGAUCAGAAUGCAUCAUCAAUUGUAUUUAUUAAUUCAUUUAAAAUCAGAAUACAAUUGUUUUUCUUCUUUUCAA